Molecule: messenger RNA, 830 nt
Organism: Trachymyrmex septentrionalis
Lineage: Eukaryota; Metazoa; Arthropoda; Insecta; Hymenoptera; Formicidae
Gene: BCAS2
Product: pre-mRNA-splicing factor SPF27
Exons: 3
Coding region: 78-815 (245 amino acids)
Biological process (GO): mRNA processing
Cellular component (GO): Prp19 complex; catalytic step 2 spliceosome; precatalytic spliceosome
Source: RefSeq, a predicted model, not a curated record
CUCUGUGACGUAACUCUUGACAGUUGUAAUUUGUUUACAGAAAGUUAACAGAGAAUAAUUUUUAUUUAAUAUAUAUUAUGGCAGGUGAAGUAGUUGUUGAUGCACUGCCGUAUAUUGACCAAGGAUAUGAUGAGCCGGGCGUACGAGAAGCGGCGUUGGCGAUGGUGGAGGAAGAGACACGACGUUAUAGACCGACGAAAAAUUAUUUGGAACACCUACAACCUUUAUGCAUAACUGCUUUUGAGACGGAGGUAUUGAAGCAUGAAUUUGAGAGGAUGCAGAAUCGCUUACCGAUGGAAGUGCUUAGUAUGAAACGUUAUGAAUUACCACCGCCUCCGUCUGGUAAGUUAAACGAUUUAACUGCAUGGAAUGAGAGUGUGGAGAACAGCAGUGCGCAAUUGGAGCAUCAAGCUACUAGAAUCUGUAAUUUGGAAUUGAUGAUGGAUUAUGGUUGCGAAGCAUGGAAAUCCUACUUGGAAGUACUAGUUCAGCUGCUAGGUCAUGCUCAGAAGCAGCUGCAGACGCUGAGGAAAAAGAUUCAGGAGGUCAACUGGCAGAGGAAAUCAAUGCAGACUCAAGGAGGCGACAAACUGAGAGCUCUCGAAGCACAGUGGGUCAGUUUGGUGUCGAAAAACUACGAGAUCGAGCAGGUUUGCGUACACUUGGAGGAGGAGAUGCAAAGGGUAUUUUUGAAUAAAGAGGCUGUGGAGAUUAAUGAUGUACCAGCGAUGGAAGGGCCUGAUGUGCCAGGUAACAAUGCAACAGAAACGAUGGCAUUGCAAAUGCAGCAACAGGAAGAUCAGGAUGUAAUAUAAACUUUUAUGUAUAUA